UUUACAGUGUCGUACUGAACACCCACAUGGCUGUCAACGUAAACAUACACAUCGAUAAGCGUGAGAUAGUGCAACAUGGAGAUAUUUGGAAGUACGUUCGACGAUUCGGUGUUUGUGGAGACGAGAGACAGAGUGUCCAUCACGCUGUCGUCCUACAAUGCAAAAUUGUGCGAGCCGCAGUGGUUUUGUGGAAGUGCAGCUCUUGAUACAGAGGACUCCUUGGAGAAGCAAAAAGUCUAUAAAUUUCGAGGUGACUUGGCAUUGAAACAGGGGCACUUCCAGAGUGCUCUGGAUGCGUACAGCAGCUGCCUAGAAUGGAUCCCCGAUAAUAACCUGACUAUCAGAAGAGACGUUCUGGAAGGAAUGGCUCGAUGCUUCACGAACCUAGGACAGAGGGAAAAGGCUAUGGAAAUGGCUGACCUAUUGAGCAGCGAAGCCUCCAACACAUGUCACCUGACAAGCCUGCUGCAGCUCAAGGUCAGUAUUUACCAGCACUUUGGCGCCAUAGGAGCCAAGAUAGUGUCUCUGCAACAGCUGUGUAGUCUCCUGCCCUUCAACCCCUGGCAUUGGUACAGUCUGGGACAGACCUGCAUAGAACUGCUGGAGACUGAUGAGCCCCAAGGAUCCUACUAUCUACAGAAGUGUGACUCAACAGAGGAGCAGAAUGACAGACAGACCGGGGAGCAGCAGGAUGAGGAUGAAGAAGAGGAGAGGGAUAGAAUCUGGCUUAAGGCCUGCAUGUGUUUCAUCAGGACAAGGCUCCUGUUGAGAAUUCUUCGGCAGCAGCAGUCAUCCUUUGUGCUGCAGCGCAGCAAGAGUGUCCUCCAGAGGACAGAUGAGGUGUUACAGCAACUAAACCCCAAAGCUGAUACGCUGCAGACCCUCACUGAGGUGAUGUCAGAAGACCUGAUCCCUGAGAAGAUGAGGGAAGACAACCAGGAUGGUGAGAGUCUUGCCGGUCUCUGUCAGCAGAGCUUUCAAGAGCACUGGUGGAACAAGCUCUUACUGACUGGGGUAUUAGAAACUGACGGACCUCAACAUCAAACACAGACAGAGGCAAAGCCUUGAACUGACAAGAGGCAAGAUUGAACUGACAUUAAUGUUGACCUGGAACAUUUAAAAAAAAAAUCAAGGGCAUUUCCACUUUACUCGUCUUGAUGUUUCGAAAAGACAGAUGCAGAAAGAAAGGGACUAAAGAAUAUCAUAAUGAAGGCUCUUGCAGCAGAGAGGUGUAAUUUUUGCUGCAAGUCAUCAAGACUCAUUAGAAGCACAUUCUUUAGAAACAUCUUACCAUUUCUUUCUUCACCCGAAGACCAAGAAAAAGAAGUGGAAGAAAAGCCAGAUUCAACUCAAAGCACACUCGUGGGGAAACAGCAGUUUGGUCUGCUAGGUCCACUUUAUAUCUUGAUGAGCCUGAAGACAGGCUCAUGAAUACUCAUCACUUGGAGACAAACACCAUAAUUGCUGCAAGUGAGUAAUUGUCUUAUCCACAAACAUUCAGAAUAUUAGUAAAAAUACAGAAAGCUUAUGUUUUGUUAUAAGUGACUUUACAUUGUGGGUUCCAGGUAUAUUUCAUGGAAAUAUCCAAUUCAGCAAUUACAGUCAUACCUAAGAGUUAUAAUGUCUGUCCACUCCACAAUCAGUAAAAAUAAAACCAUCAAACCGACCUAACUUGUCAACAGUAGAUGAAGUUUACGACUUAUUAAUCUAUGCCUUUCUUGUUUUAGUUGAUGAAGGCUGUUAGCCAUAUUCUGUUUUGCACAUUUCUGUUAUUGAUGUUGCAGCAUCCAUUUUCCCAAGUGUAGCUUACUGCCUUAAGAUAACUGCAGGUUUGUGUUAUAUAGUCAGCCCCUCCAUGAUGUAUGAAAUAGAUCCUCCUGAAUGACCUUGAUCCUAUUCUACGUCAGUACAUACAGAAAAUGGUGAGACAUUUUUAUUUUUAUUUUUACAGCUCACUCAUAAUACUUAUGUUGUUACAUGAUUUUUUUAAAAUUAAACAAA
Lampris incognitus (smalleye Pacific opah) is the source of this 2001-nucleotide messenger RNA. RefSeq lists its product as uncharacterized. NCBI's taxonomy places the organism in Eukaryota, Metazoa, Chordata, Actinopteri, Lampriformes, Lampridae. The record is from RefSeq and is a predicted model, not a curated record. The coding region runs from base 76 to 1068 and encodes 330 amino acids. Gene Ontology annotation, molecular function: protein binding. The transcript has 8 exons.